UUAUCUUCCGUAGCAAGCCAAUGAUAGGCUUAUUCCCUUGUCUUCACAUGACCCGACCCAACAUACUGUAGCUGUGUAUGGUAGCUCUUCCCAGAAAACUGAAAAAUAUCAAACUCAAAAUUCUCAAUCUAUCCAAAGUGAUGGUUUCCUCUUCUACCUGCCUUCUCCUCUUUCUAGUGUCACUUGCGGUGGCGGCUUCACCUUUGCCUGCAAUGGCGGAACCCCCAAAGCCAACGCCAUGGCCGCUCCAAUUCCACUCCAUUCUCUUUGUAAACUACAGUGGAUCGCUCAGCCUCAUCGACCUCUGGUACGAUUGGCCGAAUGGCCGCAACUUCAACAUCAUACAAGACCAGCUGGGAGAGCUUCUAUACGAUCUCGAGUGGAACAACGGCACCUCAUUUUUGUACACUCUCGAUUCCAGCAAAAAGUGCCGCUCCGCUCAGCUGGAAGUCGGGAUUCUCCGACCUAACUGGCUAGACGGCGCCGUUUACCUCGGCCAGGAAAAUGUCGACGGAUUUCUCUGCAACGUCUGGCAGAAGGUCGACUUCAUUUGGUAUUAUGAAGACGUUGUCACCAAGAGGCCUGUCCAUUGGGUUUUCUACACUGGAAGAUCAAUCCAUGUAAUGACGUUUGAAGUGGGAGCUGUGCUUGAAGAUGCAAAAUGGCAGGCCCCUGUAUACUGUUUUGAGAAGAAGAAAGAUACUGAAUCUGAUCUCAAAGAAUCUAAACUGGAUGUUGGUUACUUUGAACCUCAACUAGAAAGCAUUUUGGGAGGACCAAUGCAGCUCUAAUGUAACACCGCUUGUGGUAUAUUUGGAGUUCAUUAGGUCUUACCACAUUUGGCCCUUCUGAGUAUCUGUACUGUUUAAACUUUCCAUUUUUUAGUUUAUGUAUUUGAUUUUACCCUUGAACUCGUUCAUAAUGUGAUAGUUACUCACUAUUGAAGCAUUAGAUGAGUUGGCGAAAAAGAUACAACGAGCAAUGCUACAUUAGAAUUGCACUGGUAAAUUGAUUAGAUGUGCACAGUUUAUUGUAUGGGAUGAAGCUUCAAUGACAAAUUGUAAAACUGUCGAGGCUUUUAAUUGUUUGCUAUGAUAUGUAACUGAGUGUAGUAGAA
Molecule: messenger RNA, 1117 nt
Organism: Sesamum indicum (sesame)
Lineage: Eukaryota; Viridiplantae; Streptophyta; Magnoliopsida; Lamiales; Pedaliaceae
Source: RefSeq, a predicted model, not a curated record